AUGGACGGAGAUGGAGCGAAGGCUGAGAAUGCAACAAAAAUUGUGGAGCCACCGAUAACAGUACCAAAUCCAAGAAAUAUUCAGUCAACGGUUGCUCAAGUGACUGUAGCUUCAGUACCUGGACAAUCUAAGUAUGUUCAACUGCUCAGUGUUAUUGAGGAGCUUGGCAGAGACAUACGUCCAACGUAUGCAGGCAGCAGGAGUUCAGCUGAGCGAAUAAAGCGUGGUAUCGUUCAUGCAAGAAUUCUAGUCAGAGAAUGUCUCGUUGAGACUGAGAGAAGCGCUCGGCAGAAAUUGAUUCUUCAUUUCUCUAUUUUAUUACGGGAAAUAGAAUUUGUUGUUGAGCAGCGCCGAAAUUCUCAUUUUCGUUGA
Molecule: messenger RNA, 372 nt
Organism: Diachasmimorpha longicaudata
Lineage: Eukaryota; Metazoa; Arthropoda; Insecta; Hymenoptera; Braconidae
Product: cyclin-dependent kinase 2-associated protein 2-like
Exons: 3
Coding region: 1-372 (123 amino acids)
Cellular component (GO): nucleus; cytoplasm
Source: RefSeq, a predicted model, not a curated record